AUGGCUACGCUGGUGGAUUCACCGCGACCCGCCCUGGUUAGCGAUGCCGACCUCCUCCAGGCCCGCGCUGCGCUACAGCACCAGAACAGCCCCGACAUCUCGGUCCCGCGGGAUUUCAUCUCCCUCAUUGUCGAAGAACUGAUCUACCGCCGCGAGUCCCACUCCGCGAUCGCAGACGUCGAACAUGAAUGUUCCGCUCUUCGCAAGGAGCUCCGCAAACACACGCAUAUCAAUGAAGCCUUCCAGAAGGAACUGCGCGAGAUCGGUGAGAUUAUCACCCAAGUUGCCCAUGGCGACUUGUCCCAGCGCGCACGGCUUCAUCCGCUGGAGAUGUCUCCGGACAUUGCGACAUUCAAGCAGACUAUCAACACCAUGAUGGAUCAAUUGCAAAUCUUCAGUCAGGAAGUGACCAAGGUCGCGCGCGAGGUGGGCACCGAGGGUGUUCUGGGUGGCCAAGCCAACAUCGAGGGCAUUCAGGGAAUUUGGCAAGAACUGACGGUCAAUGUGAACGCCAUGGCCAACAACCUAACUACCCAAGUUCGUGAUAUUACAACCGUGACUACGGCAGUGGCCAAGGGCGAUUUGACUCGAAAAGUGCAAGCAGAUUGUAAAGGAGAAAUCCUGUUGCUUAAGAACAUUAUCAACUCCAUGGUGGAUCAGCUCCGCGAGUUUGCGUUCGAGGUGAGCCGAGUCGCGCGUGAAGUCGGUUCAGAUGGAACUCUCGGUGGCCAGGCUGUGGUCCAUGGUGUUGAGGGUACCUGGAAGAAUCUGACCGACAACGUGAAUCGUAUGGCGUCGAAUCUCACCCAACAAGUCCGUGAGAUCGCCAAGGUCACGACCGCGGUGGCGCGUGGUGAUCUUACUAUGAAGGUGACAGCCGACGUAAAGGGCGAGAUCCUGGAUCUAAAACUUACGAUCAAUGCAAUGGUCGACCGACUCAACCAGUUCGCCUUCGAGGUGAGCCGUGUGGCUCGGGAAGUCGGCACGGACGGCACGCUGGGUGGACAAGCCCAGGUCGAGAACGUCGAGGGUCGUUGGCGCGACCUCACCGACAACGUGAACACAAUGGCCCAGAACCUCACACAACAAGUGCGACAGAUUUCAAACGUGACACAGGCCAUCGCUCGAGGCGAUCUGAGCACGAAGAUUGAGGUCCACGCUCAGGGUGAAAUCUUGACUCUGAAAGAAACAAUUAACCGCAUGGUGGAUGGUCUCAGCCAAUUUGCCCGAGAGGUCAAGAUCGUGGCGAGGGAUGUGGGUGUGAGAGGCAAACUUGGUGGACAGGCGAAGCUGGACGGGUCGUACGGUAUUUGGCGGUCGAUUAGUGAAGACGUCAAUAUCAUGGCCGACAAUCUUACCUCGCAGGUGCGAGCCUUUGGCGAGAUCACGGAGGCUGCGAUGAGUGGUGACUUUACGAAGCUGAUCACCGUGUCGGCAUCGGGCGAGAUGGAUGAUCUCAAGCAGAAGAUCAACAAGAUGAUUUGGAGUCUGCGCGAUAGCAUUCAGCGUAACACGGCAGCUCGUGAAGCUGCAGAGCUGGCGAACCGCAGCAAGUCGGAAUUCCUUGCAAAUAUGAGGUAUUUGAAACAUCCUACAGCUUGUAACCUUGGGAGGGAAUCAGCUAACAUGGACAAACUCUUCAGUCACGAAAUUCGAACUCCGAUGAAUGGAAUUAUUGGGCUUUCGAGUCUAGCACUAGAUACAGACGAGCUUGCUGCCCCCGUUCGGGAGACGCUCAACAUGGUGCAUAACCUUGCCAUCAGCCUUUUGACGAUCAUCGACGACAUCCUCGACAUCUCCAAGAUCGAGGCUAAUCACAUGAUGAUCGAGAAGAUGCCCUUCAGCCUGGGAUCUACGGUAUUUGGCGUCUUGAAAGCACUGGCAGUGGAGACGAACGAGAAGGCGUUGACAUUGUCCUACACUGUUGAUGGCAAUGUGCCAGAUUUCCUGAUAGGCGACGCAUAUCGCUUGCGCCAGGUGAUGCUCAAUCUGGUCGGCAACGCCAUCAAGUUUACCGAUCACGGUGAAAUCCGGGUCACCAUCAGACGUGCUGAGAACAGCGACUGCCAAGAGGAUGAGACGAUGUUUGAGUUCUCGGUCACCGAUCCUGGCAUCGGUAUUGAGGCGAGCAAGCUUGGUCUGAUCUUCGACAAGUUCCAGCAAGCAGACGGAUCGAUGACUCGGCGUUUCGGUGGCACAGGUCUCGGACUGGCCAUUUCUAAGCGGCUUGUCUCUCUCAUGGGCGGUGAUAUCUGGGUUACAUCACGUGUGGGCGAGGGAAGCAAGUUCUCUUUUACCUCUCGAGCCAAGCUGGCAGAGCCUCCAGCUGGUUUCUCGGAGCAGCUGGCACCAUACCGGGGCCGCCGAGUUUUACUUGUCGGUAAUGGAGACUCGGAAGGCUGUUCCGUGUCCACAAUGCUCCGAGACUUUGGUCUCGAGCCCGUAGUCGUUCGUGACAGCGACCUCGUUCCUGACCAGGUACGAAAGGAUCUGUGUGGCUCGUUCGACGCUAUGCUGGCCCCGAGUCUAGAGACAGCGGCCAAGCUACGUGCCGACCCGAACCUUUCUCUCAACCCUCUGGUUAUCGUGGCACCUGUCGUGGCUCUCCUCCUCAAGUCCGCCGGUGAACUCGGCGUAUCAUCCUACAUCACAAUACCCUGUCGACCCAUCGACUUCUGGAGUGGUAUCCUCCCAGCCCUCGGCAACCGCAGGAACCGCAUAUCCGAAGGGAUCACCCGGUCUCUUGCAAUUUUGCUAGCGGAAGAUAACGACGUGAACCAAAAGGUCGCCGUACGUAUCCUUCAAAAAUGCAACCACAACGUCACCGUCGUCGAGAACGGCUUGCAAGCCGUCAAAGAGGCGCAGCAACACCGUUACGACGUGAUUCUGAUGGACGUGUCCAUGCCGGUCAUGGGCGGUUUCGAAGCAACGGUCAAGAUCAGACAACACGAGAAAUUGAACAGUCUGCCGCGCACGCCUAUCGUGGCACUCACUGCGCAUGCCAUGCUCGGUGAUCGAGAUAAAUGCAUCCAAGCGGGCAUGGACGAGUAUCUCUCCAAACCGCUGAACUCGAACAUGAUGAUGCAGACUAUUCUGAAGUGCGCGUCCAUGAACCUGGUCUCUGCUGUGGAGAGUUGA
Molecule: messenger RNA, 3138 nt
Organism: Penicillium daleae
Lineage: Eukaryota; Fungi; Ascomycota; Eurotiomycetes; Eurotiales; Aspergillaceae
Product: Histidine protein kinase NIK1
Exons: 1
Coding region: 1-3138 (1045 amino acids)
Biological process (GO): cellular hyperosmotic response; phosphorylation; phosphorelay signal transduction system
Cellular component (GO): membrane
Molecular function (GO): phosphorelay sensor kinase activity
Source: RefSeq, a predicted model, not a curated record